AUGCGUAGUUGGACAACAAUUAUUGCGUUAGCGGUAAUAUUCGCAUUUGCCAUAGAAUUUCGACCAUUGGAUCAUUUUAUGACUAGCUAUUUCAUCGACCAAGGAGUAAACACUACAGAUACCCAGGCGACAGAUGAGUUGAUGCGUUUUGGAGACUAUUUCAGCAUAUUGGCUGUUACGGUGAUUAUGACGAUCACAGAUAAUUUACUUUACAAACCAGUUAUCUUUUUUAAUGUCUUCUGUGGAAUUAUCGUUUAUUCAAAUCUUGUUAUGUUGCCUAAUUUCAUCCAAUUAAAAAUGGCCGAACUAUGUGUGGCGUUCUUCAAAUCGUACGAAGUAGUCUACUUCAGUUAUUUAUUCGCUAGGGUGCAGGACAAGAGAUAUUAUCAGGCAACAUCGGGACUAGCCAGAGCCGCCAUGUUGAUGGGCAAAUGUUGUUCGUUGGUAUUCGCCCAGACGUUAGUGGUUAUUAACGGAAAGGGUUACGUUAAAGAAUUACCGUGUUACACUUUGGGCAGUGUGGUUUUCGCAUUUGUCUGGGCGUCGUUUAUGCCAUCGGUAAGACGGAAAAGUUACAAUAAAGAUGAUACUAUUGCAGAAUUUAUGUUGCAUAAUAACAAUGAACCACUUAAUUUAAAGAGUAGACCCCUUCAAUCUCAGUCAUCUGCAGCCGAGCCUAUGUUAAGACGAAUGCGGAGAGACUUUAACGAAUCUUAUAAAAACUUAAUUGUUCUGAAAUGGUCUAUUUGGUACUGUUUGGCUUUAGUCGGCUAUAUGACGAUAAAAAUAACAUGUGUAACUCACAAAUUAGGCGAAAAUGAGCAAGCUGACGGUGUUGUUGAGUCCUUGACCGUAUUCAUAGGGGCUAUCGGCUCGUACAAAAUCGGCGUGAAACGUGUGAAUUGGGAAUUAAAUGGUAAUGCAUUCAUAGGAUCUGGGUCUUUGAUCCUUGGCGUAUGCGUGUUGUCUUGUUACUUUCAUCAACAUAUGUUAUCGAUCCAACUGUCGUACAUAUUAUUCGGAGCACUGAUCCAAGCAAUGUUUGUAACGGCGUUGUCUGAAGUCGCAAAACAGCUGAAAAAUAAUUGUUAUGCACUUGUAUUGGGUUUCAAUUCGUUCAUCUCACUGGUAUUGCUUCUGUGUUAUAAAGAGAUCUUUAUCCGUGGCAAUUUAUUUAAGAUUGAUAUUCCCGAACAGGUUUUAUUCUACGGUGGCUUAUACAUUCUUCUCGGGAUUGUUUAUUUGAUACCUUCUGCGAUAUCAUUCAAUAGAAAAUUGAAUAAUAGUUGUCCGGUCUACGAUGUAACUGAAUAGCAUCUCAACGACGCGUCUCAAAUCAUUAGCACUACACAUUAAUAAAUUAAAAUCGAUUUAUAUUUACAUUUGAACCAUUUAUUCCGAUCUCAGCUAAUAGUCACUAGUCAGUCACCAAUGACCAAUAUCAAGAGUUUUUUUUAAGAAGCAUAAUUUUAUAAUUCUACGUGAAAUACUGAAAUUCAGAAUUAAUUAAGUGUGUUCACAUAGUUGAUACAAGCAUUUUUCAAAAUCAAACAUCACGGCACCAGGAAAAAAUAAUUCGAAUGCCAACACAGCGUCCGAACUCUGAUCAUUGACAAUACUAGGUACUGUAUUUUCUACGAGUGGAAAUAAUUCGAAACUUGGCAAACAGAGCAUAUUAUACCUAGGUACGCAAUCAUCAGCGUAGGAAUGGUCGCAUUGCAUCAAGAGUGUUGUACCUGUACGCGCACACACCGCAGCCUGCAGACGGGCAAAUGUCAAAAACAGACUCGACUGUUUCGCGGUAAUUGUAAUUGUUCUACACGGGCGCACGUUUAUUUCAUUUUUUUAACCUAAUCCUAAAUAAUAUAAUAACACGGGUAGGUAGGUUUCGAAUGGAGAAGAAACAACAAUGGAACCAUGCAGACCGUGAAUAACUGACUGUCAAAACAAUUUAGCGCCUCCACAGCUCCAUGCAAAUAUGAACAAUACACGUACUUAGUGAGAUCAAUAUUUUCACGAACUGGAUGAACCGGAUAGAUGGUGAAUUUUAAUGAAAUUACAUAAUAAUAAUAUGGAAGUUGGACGAUUUCGUCCACAGACGACAACAAUUUGUACACUUUACGUAAUUAUUAUACGUCUGUCUUGGAUAAAUUAUCGUAAGUUAUUUAAACCAUAUGUUUGUCCAUAUUUUUUUUAAACAAAAAUAUAACAAUAUUGGUCAAAUUUAUAUUUUAUAUUUUAUUAUUGUGGUACUAUUCAUAUAUGAGAGCCCAGAGAGAGCGACUGUCAGACUGAUAAUAAUAAAUUCGUUUUAAUAGAUUUUAA
This is a messenger RNA of Myzus persicae (green peach aphid), 2325 nucleotides long. RefSeq names its product thiamine transporter 2-like. The coding region runs from base 1 to 1314 and encodes 437 amino acids. Lineage: Eukaryota; Metazoa; Arthropoda; Insecta; Hemiptera; Aphididae. Gene Ontology annotation, biological process: transmembrane transport; vitamin transport. Gene Ontology annotation, molecular function: vitamin transmembrane transporter activity. The record is from RefSeq and is a predicted model, not a curated record. Gene Ontology annotation, cellular component: plasma membrane. The transcript has 12 exons.